This is a messenger RNA of Saccostrea cuccullata (small rock oyster), 1263 nucleotides long. RefSeq lists its product as uncharacterized. The coding region runs from base 249 to 1052 and encodes 267 amino acids. Gene Ontology annotation, molecular function: DNA binding. Gene Ontology annotation, biological process: DNA integration. The record is from RefSeq and is a predicted model, not a curated record. The transcript has 2 exons. NCBI's taxonomy places the organism in Eukaryota, Metazoa, Mollusca, Bivalvia, Ostreida, Ostreidae.
GCAACCUGGCAUGGCAGGGACACUGUGUAUGCAAUAGCCAUCGUGAUUAAUACAAUUAACUAAUUAUCCAAUCAGAUUGAAGUAACCUAUACUGAAAUCUUAUCUUGGUCAAAGGUAUCUCAAUUAUUCACUUUUUUGUUUUAAGAGCUGCUGGACGCACCUAAAAUUUUACAAGAAUUCAAUUUACCCGAUGCCAGUUUAUCUUCAAUUCUUACGGAUUAUUUAGAAUCAUCUCAGAAGUAUUCAAGAUGCCCAAACAGAAGAAAACAAGUUCAACCAAAGUGUCAGAACCAGUGGCUCCUGGAAGAAGGGCGAGGAAUGCCAGUAGAGCCAAAGCACCCACUGUUGAGAGCCCAGCUGUAGAGGCCCCCAAAAUUCCAACCGCUAAUGAAAUUGCUACGGCAUUAAUUUCCAAUCUGAGCAGGAGCCAGGACACAACGCUGUCAUCCCUACUAACUCAAUUGAGGGGGAACCAAUCCACAGAUGGACAAGUGACACAGGGCCAAGCCGAACACAUGACAGUUGAUGAUGCAACCUCUUCCCAACCCUCAUCGGUAAACGGAGCCUCGUCAGUCUUAGGAAGCACAUCGCAUGGCUCCCUGGUUAAACAAAAAUCCAGUAACGGUUCCGCAACAUCUCUUGACACUGUAACAAACAAGCUUCUGCAGGCAUCACUAUCAAACUCCACAAGAGCUUCUUAUCAACGCAUGCUCAACUGCUAUGAACAAUUCUGUCAGGAACAUUUCCCACAGUCAUCCGUGCUGCCUUCUACUCACAUUAUGAUUGCUCAUUUUAUCUCUUACUUAUUCAUAAAAAAUUAUCAACCCUCUACAAUUGCAUCUUUCGUGUCAGCGAUCAGUUACGUGCACAAAAUUAACUUCAAACAGGACCCAACAGAUUCAUUCUUCAUUAAAAAAGUUUUAAAAGGAGUACAAAAUCUCAGGGGAUCCUGUGAUAGCCGAUUGCCAAUUACAAAGGAAAUACUUUCCAAACUUAUCUCAGCAACAGAGUUUGUCGUUCAUGGCCUGUACAAUCAAUUAUUGUUAAAGUAAAUGAUGUCUUUGGCUUUUUACUGUUUUUUAAGAGUCGGGGAAAUGGCACUAAAAUCUAGCUCUGAUAGGAAUAAGGUUCUGCAGUUGUCAGAUCUGCAGUUUGAUUAUUCUAUGCAAAUUGCAACAGGAAUGACAGUAAAAAUGCAAUAUUACAAACACAGCAAUUCUCAGACUAAAUCAAUAUUUAUCCCCAAAAAUUGUAACAAUCAGA